AUGACGCCCACAUCAUCACCAACACCACCACCGCAACCACCACCACCACCACCAUCAUCAUCAACAUCAUCAUUAGGAUAUAUUUCCGGUCCACAUUUAGUUACCAUAUAUAAAACGGAAACCGGUUUCGGUUUCAAUGUACGUGGACAAGUAUCCGAAGGUGGUCCAUUACGUAGUAUAAAUGGUGAAUUAUAUGCACCAUUACAACAUGUUAGUGCCGUAUUGGAAAAUGGUGCCGCAGAAAAAGCCGGCAUUAGAAAAGGUGAUCGUAUUCUUGAAGUGAACGGUGUCAAUGUUGAAGGUGCAACACAUAAACAAGUUGUUGAUCUGAUUAAAUCUAGUGGCGAUAAACUUGUCCUUACUGUAAUAUCCGUAACGCCUAGGGAAGCAGAAAAAUUGGAACCAUCAGAUGAUGGAAAUAAUUUUGUCUAUGAUUAUAGUGAAAAACGUUCAUUGCCAAUAACAAUACCGGAUUAUAGUUGGAUUGAAAAAAAUAAUUCUGGUGAACGUUAUUGUGUUUACAAUAUCUAUAUGGCUGGUAGACAUCUUUGCUCAAGACGUUAUCGUGAAUUUCUUAAUCUACAUAAUAACCUUAAACGUGAAUUUAAUGAAUUUAUAUUUCCAAAAUUUCCCGGAAAAUGGCCAUUCUCAUUGUCAUAUCAACAAUUGGAUUCAAGACGACGUGGUCUUGAAUCUUAUAUUGAAAAAGUUUGUGCCGUUCGUGUUAUUGGUGAAAGUGAUAUAAUACAAGAAUUUCUUACCGAUUAUGAUGAUGAACAUGGAACAAAUCAAACGCCAGUUGAUCUGAAAAUUUUAUUACCAAAUCGGACGGCCAUAACAAUUACAGUCAGAAAGAAUAGCUGCACCAAAGAAGUAUAUGAUGCCAUUAUUGAAAAGAUUAAUCUUUCACCGGAUUUAGCCAGUUAUUUUGCCAUAUUUGAAAUUGUUGAACAAGGAUUCGAAAGAAAAUUACAAUCAAAUGAAUUUCCAUAUAAUUUAUAUAUACAGAAUAUACAGAAUACAAGUGCUGCAUCCACAUGUUUGAUGAUGAAAAAAUGGUUUUUUCAUUUAUACACAGAAUUGGAAUUGUGUACAAAAGAAGAUUUAUUGGAACAAUUUUUCUACUAUCAAUCGAUUGAAGAUGUAAAUAAAGGACAAAUUAAAGCUGGUAAUAAAUUAUAUGAAUUGAAAGCAUUGCAAGAAAUAUCGAAAAAAUCCGAUUAUUUAAAAUUGGCCAGAAAAUUAGAUGGCUAUGGUGAGAUAACAUUUCCACAUUGUGCUUCAGAUGCCCGUAAAGAAGGCCAUAUUAUGUGUAUCAUUGGUUAUGAUUCAUUUAAAUUACAAGCAUGUCGUGAUGAUGGAAUGAUUGAGGAUAAAAAAAUUGAAUUUCAAUGGAAUACAUUGAAAGAAUGGUAUGUUGAUGAUGAAGGCAUUUCAUUUGUUUUUGUUUAUAAUAAACCGGAUAAUCGAUUACGUCGUGUUCGUAUCCAUACACCAUAUAAUAUAUUUCUAAAUGAAUGUUUUGAUAAAGUAAUGGAAGAACGUAAACAACAAAUUCAACAACAACAAUCGGCAACACCAACAAAUCAAUCAUCAACAUUGCAAUCACAAUCUCAACAACAGCCAUUGAAUCAUCAAAAAGAUUAAUAUAAAUUAUUAUUAUUUAUUAUAUUCCAAACACACACACACACACAUAAUCGACGAAAAAUUCCAUAUAAUUUCAAAGGUCCAAUAAUUCACACCAUUGAUCCAUCAUUGAACUUUGAACCAAAUCAUCAACAAUGACGAAUUUGAAUAUGCAAUAUUAAUCAUCAUCAUCAUCAUUAAAUCACCAAAUACAAAUUAUCAUUGAUCAUCAUCAUUGAAAAUACUAAUAAGCAAUCAAAAAACCAAGAGAUUUUUUUCUCUCUGUUUUGUUUUCAUCAUUUUGAAUCUCACAUCAUACAUACACAUAUUAUUAUUA
Molecule: messenger RNA, 1963 nt
Organism: Dermatophagoides farinae (American house dust mite)
Lineage: Eukaryota; Metazoa; Arthropoda; Arachnida; Sarcoptiformes; Pyroglyphidae
Source: RefSeq, a predicted model, not a curated record